AGAGUCAAUUAACUGCUUUAGAGCAACAGCGACUUGCACGCAGCAUCAUGAUACCAGCCACCACAUUCCGUAGAACCAUCAGACUGGGAAAGUAUCUGCCAUCGUAUAUGGUCCGAUAUGACUCCAACACAUGCUCUGGCAAACAACUACCACCGCCGUGUCCAGAAUGCAAGCCACCACCACACCCGAAGUGCCGUGGUCGGGACCCAGUGGCCCAAGAAGGACUCAAGGUAGUAUGUUGUCCACCACCGACCGGCUCACGACCACCAUGUCCAGAACCACCGUCAGCAACUAUACGAUCCUGCAAUAAUGCUGCACAAUUUGCGAAAAAAAACACGCAGUCUACAACGUCGAAAAUUCCAUCUAGUAGUAUGCUUAAAAUGUGUGAUACACAUAAGGGCUGUGACACAACCAACGCUGGAUGCGGACAGAGUCGCGACCACGUGGGGCGUCGCUUAGCUGAAGCAGAGGAGAUACGACGCCGUGAUUAUGAACAAGAGGCCUCACAGAAACAAAGUCAGAAUAAAUCUUUAACAGAAAAAAGCGGGUACCGCCUCACUGGAGAGAGAGAAUGCGCACGUGCUACUGACGGUCGUGAUUAUGCCAUUCGAUGUCCCAAAGAACAAACAGCUUAUUGUGGCCCAAACCGUCAGCCCCCACCGCCCCGAUGCGUUGAACUCGUGCCGGACGACGCCUGCAGGAUCCGAAAUUCUGACCAUUUGAACCCUUGCGCACACCGACGGCCCACACUAGUAGAAAUCGACCGCAGUCACCAAUCUGCUUCUGAGGAAAAACCAAGAAAGCAUCCAUCUCCGGUUCGAGAAUUCACAGCACGAAUAUUAAAAAGUUUGAACCGCGACAAAGAUGCGCGGCGAGAUGACAACACAAAAAAGACUGAUUUAAAUUCUUGUAAGCCCCAAAAGAAAGAUCGAUGUGCAAUUGCUACGUCACGAGCCCCCCUGGCCCCGCGCUGCCGCAAACCAAAUAUAAUGGACAAAAUAAAAGAAAAAUCCCCCAGAGACUGUACAGACACCGAUCCAAAAAAAACGUCAUUUCCAUACAUCAUCAUUGCUUUCCUUAAUGAAGAAUGAAUCAAACAAUGGUAAAUUUCCCGACAAGUCACAGUUAAAUGAAGCAGGGCUAGGUCGGAUUGUAUCGCGAAUGGAUCAGAAGAGAAACGCACUCUCUACUCACAGUGCCGGCAGCAUAGAGUUGCAUGUCCCACCUGGAGCAGAAAGAGUCCGCGUCGACGUAACUAUUACUUCUUCCUCCAAUGACAUCACACUCCUCCCACCAUUAGACUCCUCCGACCAACCCUCUCGACGAACUAAUGAAAAGCACGUUAAGAAAGCUCCAAGCACGCGUCUAGAAAGGAGAGCACCGUUCCAGCAGCGCGAUCAUCCGCGGCCUCCGUCGCGCCGUCCAAAACACCUACUCGUAGGUCACCUGCGCCCGCCUCCUCGUCCUCCGACUCUGACUCGGAGAUGGAGGUCGACCUCGCUCCCGCCUCAUCGACGGAUGGAUUCACCCUGGUGCAAAAGGGUAAGAAGCGUGCCGCGGAGUCUCGAGCUCCCGCGGCCGCUAAAAUUAGCAAAGCCGCGAACGCGUCGCGCCCCCGCCCUCAGACUCCCGUUGCGCCUCCAGCCCGUGCCACUCCGUCGCCGCGUCCGGUGGCACAAAAUAAAGCCCAGACCCCUCCCCCGGUAAUCCUUCAAGAGAAGGCAGCUUGGGAACGAGUUUCCCUGGCCCUUAAGGCCAAAAAUAUCAAUUUUACGAAUGCCCGUAACCUCGCGAACGGCAUUCAAAUUAAGGUUCGAACAUCUGACGACCAUAGGGCCCUCUCUUCUUACCUCCGUAAGGAGCGUAUAAGUUUCCACACAUAUACGCUCCAGGAGGAGCGCGAACUCCGUGCCGUUAUACGUGGCAUCCCUAAAGAGUUGGAUGCCGAGCUCGUCAAGGCCGACCUUCUCGAACAAGGCCUACCGGUUAACUCCGUACACCGCAUGCACACAGGCCGCGGAAGGGAGCCAUAUAAUAUGGUUCUCGUCGCCCUCCAGCCUACCCCCGAGGGUAAGCAAAUAUUCAACAUCCGAACGGUCUGUAGCCUUUCCGGAAUCGCAGUCGAAACCCCACACAAGAAAGGCACACCUAGCCAGUGCCAUAACUGCCAAUUAUACGGGCAUUCUUCCCGUAACUGUCACGCGCGCCCCCGAUGCGUCAAGUGCUUAGGCGAUCACGCCACGGCCCUAUGCACUCGCGAUCAAAAAACCGCGACAGAACCGCCUAGCUGCGUCCUGUGUCGAACACAGGGUCACCCCGCAAAUUACCGCGGAUGCCCCCGAGCCCCGAAAAUAAAUCGCCGCGUCGCCCGCCAAAACCGCCUCCGAGCUUCCGGCCCAGACAUCAAAGCCUCGGCACCCUCUGUGUCGCAGGCUAAGCCAGCGUUCGUUCCGGCGCCGGUGCCCAGUGUCUCGGCCUGGGCGAAACCGCUGCCGUACAUGAACACGGCUACAACUCCCUCCGCCGCGAUUCGUCCCGCCCCCGCGACUCGUCCCUCUCCCGCGACUUGCCCUCCGACCGCGUCCGACAAUCUCGCUUUAGCGAUCGACUUCUUUCAGUCGAUCAACUUUGAGCGCGUUAACGCUUUGGGCGACGCCAUUCGCUCUGCCUCCACUGCACAACACUUUAUCGCCGUUGUGCAAGAAUACGCCGACGUAUACGCGUCAUUAAAUACGUACGUCCUCCCCUCACUCCGCCGGUAAUCAAUGGCGUAUAUAAGUAGAAUAAAGCCCCUAUCCGUAACGAUAGGAUUUUUUAACGCUUACGGUCUCGCAAAUCAGCGUGAUCAGGUUUCUGACUUUUUGCGUGACCAUCAAAUUGAUAUCUUUUUAGUGCAGGAGACCCUACUUAAGCCCGCGCGCCGUGACCCUAAAAUCGCGAACUAUAACAUGGUCAGGAACGACAGGCUCUCUGCUCGUGGUGGUGGUACCGUCAUUUACUAUAGAAGAGCCCUGCAUUGCGUCCCACUCGAUCCUCCCGCGCUCGCUAAUAUCGAAGCAUCAGUGUGCCGAAUCUCACUGACGGGACACGCGCCGAUCGUUAUCGCGUCCGUUUAUCUUCCACCGGAUAAGAUCGUUCUAAGCAGUGAUAUCGAGGCGCUGCUCGGCAUGGGGAGCUCUGUCAUUCUGGCGGGCGACCUAAAUUGUAAACACAUUAGGUGGAACUCACACACCACAACCCCGAAUGGCAGGCGGCUUGACGCGUUAGUCGAUAAUCUCGCCUUCGAUAUCGUCGCUCCGCUAAUCCCGACUCACUACCCGCUAAAUAUCGCGCAUCGCCCGGAUAUACUCGACAUAGCGUUAUUAAAAAACGUAACUCUGCGCUUACACUCGAUCGAAGUAGUUUCAGAGUUAGAUUCAGACCACCGUCCCGUCGUUAUGAAGCUCGGUCGCGCUCCCGAUUCCGUUCCCGUCACGAGGACUGUGGUGGAUUGGCACACGCUGGGCAUCAGCCUGGCUGAAUCUGAUCCACCAUCGCUACCGUUUAGCCCGGACUCUACCCCGUCUCCUCAGGAUACCGCUGAAGCCAUAGACAUCUUAACGUCACACAUCACCUCGACAUUAGAUAGGUCAUCGAAACAAGUUGUAGCGGAGGACUUCCUCCACCGCUUCAAAUUGUCCGACGAUAUUAGGGAACUCCUUAGAGCUAAGAACGCCUCGAUACGCGCCUACGACAGGUAUCCUACCGCGGAAAAUCGUAUUCGAAUGCGUGCCCUACAACGCGACGUAAAGUCUCGCAUCGCCGAAGUCCGAGAUGCCAGAUGGUCUGAUUUCUUAGAAGGACUCGCGCCCUCCCAAAGGUCUUACUACCGCUUAGCUCGUACUCUCAAAUCGGAUACGGUAGUAACUAUGCCGCCCCUCGUAGGCCCCUCAGGCCGACUCACGGCGUUCGAUGAUGACGAAAAAGCAGAGCUGCUGGCCGAUACAUUGCAAACCCAGUGCACGCCCAGCACUCAAUCCGUGGACCCUGUGCAUGUAGAAUUAGUAGACAGUGAGGUAGAACGCAGAGCCUCCUUGCCACCCUCUGAUGUGUUACCACCCGUCACCCCGAUGGAAGUUAAAGACUUGAUCAAAGACCUACGUCCUCGCAAGGCUCCCGGUUCCGAUGGUAUAUCCAACCGCGUUAUUAAACUUCUACCCGUCCAACUCAUCGUGAUGUUGGCAUCUAUUUUCAAUGCCGCUAUGGCGAACUCUAUCUUUCCCGCGGCGUGGAAAGAAGCGGACGUUAUCGGCAUACAUAAACCCGGUAAACCAAAAAAUCAUCCGACGAGCUACCGCCCGAUUAGCCUCCUCAUGUCUCUAGGCAAACUGUAUGAGCGUCUGCUCUACAAACGCCUCAGAGACUUCGUCUCAUCCAAGGGCAUUCUCAUCGAUGAACAAUUCGGAUUCCGUACAAAUCACUCAUGCGUUCAACAGGUGCACCGCCUCACGGAGCACAUUCUUGUGGGGCUUAAUCGACCAAAACCGUUAUACACCGGAGCUCUCUUCUUCGACGUCGCAAAAGCGUUCGACAAAGUCUGGCACAACGGUUUGAUUUUCAAACUAUUCAACAUGGGUGUGCCGGAUAGUCUCGUGCUCAUCAUACGGGACUUCUUGUCGAACCGCUCUUUUCGAUAUCGAGUCGAGGGAACCCGCUCCUCCCCACGACCUCUCACAGCUGGAGUCCCGCAAGGCUCUGUCCUCUCACCCCUCCUAUUUAGCUUAUUCGUUAACGAUAUUCCCCGGUCGCCGCCGACCCAUUUAGCUUUAUUCGCCGACGACACGACUGUUUACUAUUCCAGUAGAAACAAGUCCCUAAUCGCGAAGAAGCUUCAGAGCGCAGCCCUAGCCCUAGGACAGUGGUUCCGAAAAUGGCGCAUAGACAUCAACCCAGCGAAAAGUACUGCGGUGCUCUUUCAGAGGGGAAGCUCCACACGGAUUUCCUCCCGGUUUAGGAGGAGGAAUCUCACACCCCCGAUUACUCUCUUUAGUCAAUCCAUACCCUGGGCCAGGAAGGUCAAGUACCUGGGCGUUACCCUGGAUGCAUCGAUGACAUUCCGCCCGCAUAUAAAAUCAGUCCGUGACCGUGCCGCGUUUAUUCUCGGUAGACUCUACCCCAUGAUUUGUAAGCGGAGUAAAAUGUCCCUUCGGAACAAGGUGACACUUUACAAAACUUGCAUAAGGCCCGUCAUGACUUACGCGAGUGUGGUGUUCGCUCACGCGGCCCGCACGCACAUAGACACCCUUCAAUCUCUACAAUCCCGCUUUUGCAGGUUAGCCGUCGGAGCUCCGUGGUUCGUGAGGAACGUUGACCUACACGACGACCUGGGCCUCGAAUCUAUACAGAAAUACAUGAAGUCAGCGUCGGAACGGUACUUCGAUAAGGCUAUGCGUCAUGAUAAUCGCCUUAUCGUAGCCGCCGCUGACUACUCCCCGAAUCCUGAUCAUGCAGGAGCCAGUCACCGUCGACGCCCUAGACACGUCCUUACGGAUCCAUCAGAUCCAAUAACCUUCGCACUAGACGCCUUCAGCUGUAGGAGCAGGCUUAGGGACCUCGGUAACCGUACUCGUCGAACUCGACAAAGAGUUCGCCGUGCAACCUAACCCAUGAAUCAGCUCGCUGAGUUUCUCGCCGGAUCUUCUCAGCGGGUCGCGAUUCCGAUCCGGUAGUAGAUUCAUUCGCGAAGCAGCUGCUCUUGAGCUGUUAGGUCUCCUUCGGAGGCGCUCGGGUAGCUGUUAGCAAAUCCCACCCCUCCUGGCUGAGCCUUUGCUCGCCCACCUGUCCUGGUGAAACUGGAAAGGCCUCCGGGCCACCAGUAAUCCUUCAAUCAUAAAAAAAAAAAAAAAAAAAAAAAAAGAAAGGAGAGAUUCUUGGCUCUCCAUUAAACGCUUUCAAAAAACAUUAAACAGCCAUAAUGAAUCUUCAAAGUCUACCAAAGAAACUAAACCGGCUCCUCCCAAGAUAACGCCAUCGCCCUGUUCAUCUAUGCAGACUCUACAGAAAGCUAAUUCUUGCACUUCGUGUAAUGAGACUCCAACAACCAAAGGCCCACCAAGUAAGCGCCCCUUCAGUACAUUCACCGUAACCUCACUCCCAGUGCCCUGAUCAUAAUAUUGUAAUAAAAUAUUCGCUGCGUGUAAUCACUAUUGCUCUUAAGUUGUUAUGUGAAAAUAAAAUGGAAAUAUUGAAACAA
Molecule: messenger RNA, 6232 nt
Organism: Bombyx mori (domestic silkworm)
Lineage: Eukaryota; Metazoa; Arthropoda; Insecta; Lepidoptera; Bombycidae
Product: probable RNA-directed DNA polymerase from transposon X-element
Exons: 3
Coding region: 2766-5642 (958 amino acids)
Molecular function (GO): catalytic activity
Source: RefSeq, a predicted model, not a curated record